Molecule: messenger RNA, 5803 nt
Organism: Austrofundulus limnaeus
Lineage: Eukaryota; Metazoa; Chordata; Actinopteri; Cyprinodontiformes; Rivulidae
Gene: muc5e
Product: mucin-19
Exons: 46
Coding region: 184-5715 (1843 amino acids)
Cellular component (GO): extracellular matrix
Molecular function (GO): protein binding
Source: RefSeq, a predicted model, not a curated record
AGCGUCAGUAAAAAAUGGCGGCAAUAACAAUGUUCCCUUUCCGGGUUGAACGGGCUCAAACCCGGACGUGCAUAAGAGCGCAGGUCAAGGUGCACAGAGGCAGCCUAUAAAAGCCCCUCGCAGCGACCCACCUGAACAGUUCCUCCAGGUUCACCUGCUCUGCUGCAGCGAGGAAGCAUCAGUAUGAUGGACUCRAUGCGAUGGAUGCUGGCUGUCUGCUUCUACCUGGUGUCAGUGGUCAGAAUGGGUGAUUUUGUGGCGACACCUGACUCUCAGAAAUACACCUGCAGGACGUUCGGCAGCGGCGUCACGCAGCCUUUCGACGGCUCGCCCUUCUACGUGCGCUCCACCUGCAUGUUCACCUUCCUCCGCUUCAGCCACAACCGCGUGGACUGCGACGUCACCGUGCAGCGGGGGGACGGCGGGCUGCUGACGCUGGUGGAGAUCAUCAUCAACAAGGUGAAGACGGUCCUGCGGGACGACGGCAUCCUGGUGGAGAACAACAGAGUCUCUCUUCCGUACGACCAGACUUACCAGCACAUAUUUCAGUACGGCAUCUACACCCGGCUGAAGAGCUCCUUACUUCCUCUUACUGUCACCUGGGAAAAUGUCUCCGGAGGAAUCGACAGGCUUUGGGUGGAGCUGGAGCAGGAUCUCAGCCCCGACUUGACCGGACUGUGUGGGAAACUGGACUUGGCCUCAUUGUCUCCACCACGAACCGUCCAGCAGCUGAUUUUACAGUUUGUCCUUUUUGGGGACACGUGUCAAACUCGAGACGUUGCCAUAGUCUCAAAUCCAGUGUGCCAGCGGUUCAUUUCAGAGGCGCUGGAGUGCCUGUUGUCCAAAGCUCCUCUGUAUAUCCAGCYGUGCCAGCAGAACAUCUACAGCUUCGAGCAGGACACAAACAUCACCUGUGCUUUCUUUAAAGAGGUCGUUGUGAUGUGUGGAAAGAGCAGCCAUAUCUGGGACUCGUGGAGAACCUUGACUAAAUGUGCUCCUCCGACGUGUCCCGGAGACCUGGUUUACAUAGAAGACGGUCCUGCCUUCACUCCCAGCUGCUCCAAUCAAAACUCCAGAACCACCAACCAGGAGAGCACCAGCACCUGUGUCUGCCCACAAGGUAAGGUUCUGAAUGACAGCGCUGAUGGAUACCGGUGUGUGAGUCCGCCCAUGUGUCCCUGCCUCUUCGGGGACCUGACCUACAAAAAUGGUUCUACACGGAGCACCAAGUGUCAGACAUGUCUGUGUAAUGAUGGAACUUGGCAGUGCUCUGAAAACCAGUGCCCCCCCAGAUGCAUCAUUGAAGGCCAGUUUGUAACAACGUACGAUGGCAAACAGUAUGCUGUUCCUGGUAAAUGUGCAUAUAUGGCCUCACAGGGGUUAAACUGGACAAUAAAAAUUGAGUUUUCUGAUAAAGAACCGUCCCUGAAAACCAUAACGUUCCAGAUCUUUCAGGAAAUUUAUACUUUUACAAACAGUCUGGUUAAAAUUGGAGACGAGGAGAUCACAGAGCUUUAUCAGUCUGAUCACGCCCUGGUUUUCUGGCAGUCCUCGAUGUACGUUGAAGUUCACACAACCUUUGGUUUGAAGAUCCAAGUCCAGGUGUUUCCUGAACUGCAGCUGUACGUCACACCGCCGAGCGACCGCACCGACACCAUCUCAGGUCUGUGUGGGAACAGAAACGGCGACACGACGGACGACUUCACCACCAGCAGCGGGAUCGUCGAGAACUCGGCCAAACUUUUCGCUUUGUCCUGGAGUUUGGGGACGUGUGAGGAGAAUAUUCCCAAAACCUGCGUCAACACUGACCGCGAAAUAUUUGCGGAUGAAAAGUGCGACGUGUUGAACAACGCGGCUGGGAUAUUUGCUGCCUGCCACGUCUUCAUCCCAACAGAUCAGUACCACACAGCCUGCAUCCACCGGACCUGUAACUGUGGCGACAACCUGCUGCAGUGUUUGUGUUCUUCUUUGGAAAGCUACGCUAAAGCCUGCGCCGGGCUUGGGGUGGAACUGGGAGACUGGAGGAAGGCCACCAACUGCACUCUUGAAUGUCAGAAGAACCUGGAGUUCUCCUACCAGACUCGGGCCUGUAACCGCACGUGUUUGUCCCUGGCCGGACCGGAUCCUCGCUGCGAGCUGGACGAGGGUCCGGUGGAGGGCUGCGGCUGUCCUGAGGGAACCUACCUGAACCAGGGACUCACCUGCACCCCCAAGGCUCAGUGCAUGUGUCACUACACGGGGGGCGUGACUCCACCGGGGUCUGUAGUCGUYGACGGUCAACAGUGCCUUUGUGAAGAUGGAGAGCUGCGCUGCUCUAAGGACUGUGGUUGCAGAAACGGGACGGUUUGUUUCCGCUGCUCAGAGUUUCCGAUGAACACGGCUCAGAAAACCUGCGACAGUCUCAGCAAGCCGUUGAUUUCCAACGCCACCUGUGUAAGCGGCUGUUUCUGCCCGGAGGACGAGUACGAGGAUCACUACGGUCAAUGUGUCCCCAGGAACAGCUGCACCUGCAUGUACAGCGGCAAAGUGUUUGGUGCCGGAGAGCUCGUCAGAACCAGCUGUAGAACUUGUGUUUGUAACCAGGGCCAGUGGAACUGCACGGAUAAGCUGUGCGUGGGAAAGUGCCAGGUUUAUGGAAACGGGCAUUACCAAACCUUUGACUCUAAGUGGUACCGCUUCGGUGGACACUGUCAGUACACGCUUGUAGAGGAUUACUGUGAAAAUGGAAACGGGACGUUUUCCGUCAGAGUGGAAAGUGUGCCGUGUUGUGAAGAGGCGCUCACCUGUUCCCGCUCCAUCAUCCUGGACCUGCAGGACAAAGUCACCCUGACGCUGAGUGACAUGAAGGUGACCCAACACCCUUACGAGGGUUGGACCGCGGAGCAGGACCCGCUCUACACCACGCACACCGUAGGACUCUACGUCGUCGUCUCGGUGCCGAGCAAAGGCCUGACCCUGAUCUGGGAUAAACAUACGAGGAUCACCAUCGAGCUGCUUCCGCGCUGGAGGAAUAAAGUCUGCGGUCUCUGUGGUAAUUUUGAUUGCAACGAGAUGAACGACCUGCAGAUACGAGGCUCAGCAGUGGUGAGCAGUCCGCUAGCUUUCGGCAACAGCUGGAAGUCUGCAGCUCCUCCUUGCUCCGACGUGACCACUGAGAUAUUUCCCUGUGAGCGAAACUCCUACUGUUGGGCCUGGGCCCAGCGGCGCUGCAUGAUCCUUAUAGGAGACACGUUCAGGGACUGUCACUUCAAGGUGGAUCCAGAGCCCUACUACCAAGCCUGCGUGCAGGAGUCCUGCUCCUGUGAGUUUGAGGGGAAGUUCCUGGGUUUCUGCACGGCUGUGGCAGCCUACGCCGAGGCCUGCAGCGACAAGGACGUGUGCGUCAGCUGGAGGACGCCUGAUCUUUGUCCGGUCUACUGUGAUUACUACAACAAUAAGGACGAGUGUACCUGGCACUACAAAGCCUGUGAACAGAUGCUGAUGUGUGGAAAAAACAAUUUUACUCACAAACUGGAAGGCUGUUACCCAAGAUGUCCCAAAGAGGCGCCGUACUAUGAUGAGAACGUCGGUAAAUGCACUCAGUUGGGAAAUUGCUCCUGUUAUUUCAACAACACGGUUGUUCCACCCGGUGAAACAGUGAUAAUUAACUCAGCUUUGUGCCCCUGUGAAAACGGAACUUUUAAUUGCUCACAACCCACAACUGUGAAGACCUUGGUAACAAUGCARCCUACGACUGAAUCUACAACUCAGCUGACAACAGGAUACACUCGGUCAACUGCUCAGCCAACAACACCAAAAUGUAUCUGCACUGAUUUAAGAAGGGGACUGACCUGGUCCUGUGGCGAUAUGUGGACAGAGGACUGCUUCCAUAAGACCUGCGUAGAUGGGAGAAUACAGCUGACCUCGGUGGUUUGUCCACAGUCUGUUGUUCCUUCCUGUCCCAGAAAUCAGGUCACCAAAAUCACGGACGGAUGCUGUGAAACGCUGACGUGCAACUGUCGCUGCGACCUGUACGGAGACCCGCACUACAUCACUUUCCAAGGCCUGGCAUUCGAUUUCCUGGAAGAGUGCACCUACGUUCUGGUAGAGGAGCGGUCGCCACGCUACCACCUGACCAUCGCCGUGGACAACUUCUACUGCUUGUCGGGCGUACUGGGCAGCUGCGUCAGAGGCGUCAUCCUCAAAUACCAGAACAGCACAGCUACGCUCUAUACCACGGAGUCCUUCACAAUAGAGGCCAAACUGAACAACRCGGCCGUACAACCGCCGUUCGAAAAGGACGGGCUGAGGUUUGAAACCACCGGUUUUGUGGCGUUCAUCUCCAUUGCAGAGAUCCGCUCCUUCGUUUCUCUGUCGCCGUCCUUCAACCUGGUGGUCAAUCUCGCCAUGGAGCACUUCGUGAACAACACCCAGGGACAGUGUGGUGUGUGCGGCGGCGCUUCCUGUGUCCGUAAAGGAGGGCAGAUMGAAGACGACACCUGCUGCGAGAAGACGGCUUUCGACUGGCUGUACGACGACCCCUCCAAGCCAAACUGCUCCUCCGCCCCAACGAACGUGUCCUGCCAUUCUGUGCUCAGCACUCAAUCGCCCCCAACGUGUCUGCCCAACCCGUUCUGUGACCUGCUGGACCACUCGGUGUUUUCAAACUGCAGCAAGGUCGUGGAUCUGGAGACAAAGAAGAAGAAUUGUAAGUUCGAUUCGUGCACCAACCCAAACGCUUCCUGCUUCGCUCUGACUCAAGCUGCAGAGGAGUGCAAAAGUGUCGGUUUCUGCRUCGACUGGAGAGGACUGACGGCUGGAGUCUGUGAUGUCUCCUGUCCAGAUGGUCUGGUUUACAAGGAAUGCCAAAAGAAUAUCGGCGACUACUGCUUGGGCGGAGUUCGUUAUCCAGGAACAAACCUCGAUAAGAAAAGCGCCGGUUGUUUCUGUCCUCCUGGUCUCAUCCGAGCAGGAACCCACUCGGACGUCUGCGUGGGAAAAUGCAACUACUGUAAAGGACCACUCGGAGAACCCAAACUACCGGGUGAGGUGUGGGAGUCUGAGUGCCACGUGUGCACAUGUAACAACCAGACCUCGACCGAGGAGUGCGUGCCAAAACCCACCCAGCCGACUCCGAUAUGCUCCGCCGGGACCGUUUUGGUAAACACCACUUGCUGUGGUGAUCCGAUUUGUGUUGAAAAGACCUGCAGUUAUCCUGGACAGACCUUCAAAGUGGGAGAGCAGUGGAAAGAUGCUGCUCAGCCCUGCUUGUCCUUCACCUGCACCACCGAGGGAGUUCAGACUGAAAGAAGAGUCUGUCCCUCAGAAAGCUGCUCGGAGGAGGACAGAGUUUGGGACGAUCAGCACUGCUGCUUCUCCUGUAAUUAUUCCUGCGCUCCCAAAAUAUUCACGCUGAACRUCACCGUUCAGAGCUGCAGAGCCGUCUUGCAGAUACCCGUGUGUCAGGGUCUGUGUUCAACGCAGCCCAGCGUGACAAUAAGCAACGACAUCCAGGUUCAUCAGGAGCACAGCUGCUGUCAGGCGCAGAGCUCGGAGAGGAGAUUCAUGGCGCUGAAGUGCUUCGACCUCAUCAGCAGGCAGUACGAGUACGGUUACAUCACCAGCUCUCCCUGUCCUGACGUCCCGUCCUGUUCUUGUCAAACAGAUGAGCUCGGACGUUUCCCAGGUAAUCAAACUCCUGGUUAUUUUCUGUUUCCUCAGCUUCUUUGUGUUUGAGUGAUUGAUUUAUUUUCAGUUGGUGCCUAAAGGUGAAGGCUGUCAUGAUAUAACCUGGCACGGUCAAACUUUGACUCCUCUUGUUUAU